Molecule: messenger RNA, 9220 nt
Organism: Alosa sapidissima (American shad)
Lineage: Eukaryota; Metazoa; Chordata; Actinopteri; Clupeiformes; Clupeidae
Gene: hivep2b
Product: HIVEP zinc finger 2b
Exons: 8
Coding region: 983-7042 (2019 amino acids)
Biological process (GO): regulation of transcription by RNA polymerase II
Cellular component (GO): nucleus
Molecular function (GO): DNA-binding transcription factor activity, RNA polymerase II-specific; RNA polymerase II cis-regulatory region sequence-specific DNA binding
Source: RefSeq, a predicted model, not a curated record
GGACAUUCUACAGCAGUAGUACUCUGCACUACCCCUCAGAUGAAACAGAGCGAGUCAUUCCUCCCGGUGUUCUGUCAGAGAGGAAGGGGAGAUUAUAAACUGGAGACGGCAGCUCAGCUACAACCAUCCUAGUCUAAAUAAUCCCCCCUGAACAGUCGUCGACGUGGGAUCAGUGUUUCAUUUUCCUUAAACAGCGAGCAGUCCUUCCCGCUCAGCGGCAAAGGGCUCUCCGGCGGAUAGAAGCCGUGCGCUCAGACAGCCUGCCGCGCUGAGCUGCACUGCAGAAGAGCCCUAUCGUGGGCUGUUGCAUAAUCCUUCUCUGGGCCCCGCUGCUAUUUUUGUUCCUGGAUACGCGUCUCUGUGAGGUAUUUUCUGUGGUGACUCACUUACAUCAGUGGGUCUUGUGCUGUGCGCGCAGACGGCAAGACAUUCGCUUCACCACGAUCGUUUGGCUUUUUCCCCUUGACCCUGGCGAGAGGUCAGCAGUGGCUACAGGGUGAUAAGGAAUAUAACUGAAAUCUGACCAGAUGUGCUGAAUUGGAGGCUGUCUGAAUGGCAGCCAGCCAGUUCAAGAGGCUCACCUGACCCCCAUGACUCACCAGUUACCGACACUUUCCUCUCCAUGAACGGUUCCUCCCCAGUGCUCCGUGCUGCGGGUCUCAGCUCAUAGAGGGACACAGAAGAGGAUACAGACAGAAGCUACUCCUACUCCAUAUAAAAAUGCCAAACACUGAAAAUAGCUGAUACUUUUCAGCUUCAUUUCAACAGCAUUACUGAACAAACAUGCUGUUAUACUGAGGACACUGGAGAAGAAGUAAUCCUCAAAUGAAUAAACAAUAAAAAAAAAAGGCAUAUCCUUCAACCGGGCUGAAUGUGAUGUUGGAUUUUAGGGGGGAGAUUGUUUUAACAUCUCCUUAACAAGUGCUUAAGCAAUGUAAAGGACACAGCUUUAACUUAUCAGACAGAAACUGGCAUUGAUGUCAUGGAGUCACUCGAGGGCACUGACAGCUUGAGGUGCUCAAAGGACACUGCAGAGCAGAACCCCCAGGCCUCCUUUAGAGGCAGAACUCACACCAGUAUAAAUGUAAAAGAAAAGACUCUUCAGUGUGAGGCAAAACAAGGGGGCAGCACUGUCAAAGGCUCACCAGACACGCCUACCUCUGGACCGUCACCACCACUAGAAAUCCAGCAGUUGCAGGUUCCCAACACUAGUGGCCACUAUCACCUUUCAUCAUCACCCAAGUCUGGUGACGGCGGCGAUGCUGCCUCUUGUGGGGCGACGCAGUCAUGGCCUUUUGUCAGUCAGCCACAGUCAUUCACUUCAAGGAACCUCAUGGCUUCUCAACCCUGCGAGCAGAGUCGAGUCCAUUUCAGAAAGAAGAUGGCUGGUUUCUCAGCCACGUCGAGGCAGCUCUAUCAACUGGGAAUCGGUCAGCUUGCAGAAGGGCUGAACAAAAGGGAGCAAAAACCUGGAAAGAAACCCGGAAAAUACAUCUGCCAUUACUGUGGGAGAGCCUGCGCCAAGCCCAGUGUCCUGAAAAAGCACAUUCGCUCUCACACUGGUGAGAGGCCCUACCCAUGUGUCCCAUGUGGGUUCUCCUUUAAGACUAAGAGCAAUUUAUACAAACACAGAAAGUCUCACACACAUGCCGUUAAAGCUGGCUUGCUGGCACUGUCAGAGAAGGACCCACAUCCCUCCGGCAUGGAUCAAGAGCUUCUGGCAGCGGAAGGGGAGAUGCAGUCGGAUGCUGAACAGACUACAGACACAGACGAGGAGGGCUCUGAAGAUUUGUUUCUGGACUGUGUGAGCUCAUUUGAGGGCACUGAAGGGAAGUGGACUAAAGAGUCACCUGGCAUACCGUCUGUGAAGGUGACCACGCCAAGUGCCACCAGAAAAGAAAUCAUGUCAGAGUCAGGAAAGGUGUCUCUGUCCCGGUUCAGAGAAAUGAGAGCUACUCCAUCUAUAACUGAGGUUGAGCAGGCCGUGGAGUCCUGCACCAUCAAGCAGAAACUUGCUCUCCGUCUCUCUGAGAAAAGAAGCCAAGACUCUGAGCAUUCUCUGUCUCUCCCUAGCUCCAGCAGUAAAGGGAGUACAGACUCUGGCUAUUUCUCUCGCUCAGAGAGUGCAGAGCAGCAAGUCAGUCCACCAUGCACAAAUGUCAAAUCGUACCAAGAGAUUAUGUUUGGGAAGUGCUAUCGACCCUCUCCCAAGCCAAGACAAUCAAUCACAGUUCAAACGUGCAUGACAGACACAAAUGACAGCAGAUCAAGUUUUAUGGUCAAGCCAGGCAAGAGUAAGAUACUGGAGGAGAGCAUUCACAUAUCCACAUGCAAGAAGGACUUGGCUGGAUUAAUCAAAUUGGAGUCAAAUUGGCUGCAUGAAGGCCAUGAAUCUCCAAAAUCAGAUCAAAUGACCACAUCCUAUCAGCUCGAAGCUCCUUCAGAUGCAGCUUCCCUCAUACGGAGCAACUCCCUGCCAACAUCAACUGCAACAGAUCUCAGUGUUCCACCUGGUCUUCGAACCAGUAACUCCUUUGAUGAAAGAAUGACUGUUGACGGAAUGUAUCCUGGCCAAGGAGGGAUGAGGAGGCUUAUGCGGCAAGCAGCUUUUGAGAUGCCCUCACAUGAGACCCAUGUGGACAGCACAAAAGCAGGGACAGACAUUUCACCUGAAGCUGAACAUUUCUUGACCCAUCACGCCUAUGUGACAGACCCUGCCACAAGAAAGCGUAGAAAGCAAAAAGGUGUCAUGGAAGAGGAGGAUUCUUCAAGCCAAUUUGUCAAAUCUAUAGAGAUGGUUGACCUUUCAGCUGAAUGUGAAUCAAAGCAGAAUGUGAGUCAAAGUAAUGUUAUCUCUGUAAUUCAGCACACAAACUCUGUUAGCAGAAUGGGCUCCAUAGAAAGGCAUGGUGAAAGUGAAUCUCACCCCCGGGACAAAAGUCCACAAACAAUGGCAGAACAAAGUGAUGUAAAAACUAUUAAAAGAGAGACACAGAUGAAUGUUCCGUUCAGUUCAAGUCAGUUCAAGGACAUUAAGUCAUCACAGCCAGGUUCUGAACCACGCAAAUUAACUGGUCAACCUAGUAUCCAAGUUCCUGAAAUCAGGGUGACAGAAGAACCAGACAGAUCUCCAAAGCCUGUUGAGGUCCAGGUCAAGCACCGCGACAAGCCCGUCGAGGAGUUUCAGUGGCCCCAAAGAAGUGAAACUUUGUCUCAGUUUCCAGUGGAGAAGCUACCACCAAAAAAGAAAAGAAUACGAUUAGCAGACCUUGAGUACUCUUCAGGCGACUCAAGUUUUGAAUCUGCCUGUACGAGUCUCUCCAGGAGUCCAAGUCAAGACAGUAACUUGUCUCACAGCUCAAGCUUCUCAUUGUCUCUCGAUAGAGAUGAGGGCCUUGUGUCAGCACCUGUGACGAAAUUAGAUGAGUAUGGCAAACCUUUGGAGUUCUUGUCUGUGCCAGGAAGUGGACACACUCUUUCCAUUCCUGGCGAACAUCGGCAGAAGGAGAUGAGGCGAUCUGCUUCAGAACAGGCUCCGUUCAUCUCAGCAGCUGAACUGCCGGAUUUACGAAGCAAGUCAUUCGACUAUGGAAGUCUCUCCCCUACAUCCAGGUCCAGACAGGGUGAGGCCUAUGCCAGUGGGGUAAAACAACGCAGAAGAGGUUACCUGGUGAGACAGGCAUCAUUGAGUGUUGACCCAGAGACAUCGACACAAGAGAAAAGUGUUGAUAUUUCUGCCAAACAAGACUCAGAGUCCAUGUAUCAUAAUACAAGUUCUGUCUCAGAUUCCUCUGCAACUAGAUUGAGUAAGAUCUCCACAGACCUAGAGCACCCAGGCUAUAUUCAAGCUAGUAGCCCUGAAGGAGCAGUUGAGAUGCAGACCGGUACACUAUCCCCCGACAAGCAAAUCUUACAUGGCCAUGAGACCAUACCAUACUCUUUUAUUCAAAGAAAUUUGGCCUCGCUCCUGCCAGCGACAUCAGGGCACUUCUGGAAACCUGACCCCCUCCACAUUCUUCCAUGGCAUCAGUUACAAGAUCUUCAGACCAGACAACUCUACCUGCAGUCAAAGGAGAGUGUUUAUUCACAAGCUAAAACUCCAAUGGAUGCAAAAUCACCAACAGAAGACUUGUCCAAGAGUCUAAAGAGGGUCUCAUCAGCCACUCAUGUAUCUUCAGAGGCACAUCUAGCACCUGUACCUCCAAACCUCCAAUCCCUCCAGUCACCCUCUGCCUCGCUGGUUCCUGUAAGAAUUCAAAUGCAGGUGCCAUCCCAUGGAAGCAUCACCUACUCCAGUUUGUCUCAGAUUUUUGACAGCCAAACAAGGAACAUCAGCUCCUCAUUGGUGUUUUGUGGUGCUGCCUCUCAGGGCUCUUUAGCCAGUAUUGCUAUGAUGCAAGGGAUUGGGUUUGAUAUAACUCAGGUCUCUGGACAACCUAGUGGACUUCUGUACAACCCAGAGCUAUCUCCAGCCAGACUUAAGACAGGCAUACCUCUGUCCUUGACCUCCAAAACUAUCUCAACCACUGAGGCUCCUAGCGGUGGAAGAACGAAACGCAUGCUUUCUCCCGCCAGCAGCAUAGACCUCUUUAUGGAGUCAAAACAGCAGAAGCGAGUCAAAGAGGAGAGGAUGUAUGGUCAAAUUGUAGCAGAGUUGAGUGCCGUGGAACUCGGAAAUCCUGAUAUAUCACAGCAUAAGGAUAAAAUUAAGGAGGAGAGAAUACAAAGAGGAAUCUCUCCAUCCUUGUCAGAUAUUUCAAGCUCUUCUAUGUCUGAUAUACAAUCCCAACUGCAGGACAAGCCCAUGAUAUCACCACUCAAGUUCAGCUAUUCAUCCGAUGGGGGACCAGAAUCUCCUCAAAAUAUAGAUGUUGAUGAACCUGAACAAGAUUCCAGACCUACGUCUGAUACAGCUCUCGCUAUCAGUUUGAGCCAGGAGGUGAGCGAUAUGCAGAAACUGAUUGCCAGCCAUGGAUUUGGUGCUGCUAUGCUGCUUGCUGAUUUUGCCAACCCGCAACUCUUCUCAAAGUUUCCAAGUCUUCACACAACAACAUGUGUGAGUUGGUGCUACCUCCAUUCUACCAAGCCAAACAGUGCCCUGGCUGCUCCACUGUUUUCAGUAUAUGCCACAUGGUGCGUCAGAUCCUUUGACCCAAACCCACCUAAUCUGGCAACCAAAACAACAUUGGCUCUACUUCGCACCAAGCAGAAAAAGCACUCUGAUAUUUACACCAUUGCAGCAGCCUAUCAACCUGGAAUACUUGUGUCUUCUCUCCUCUGGAAGCAAAGGUUUGGAGAGCUCCAGGGAAAGCCAGACCUGGGAGAGGAGGAGAUGAUGACAUACAAGCGGGCUGUAAAGGGAAUCAGAUCUGGUAAUAAAAAUGUGGUGGAGGAUCACAAGGAGGAGACACCACCAAAGCAACCUGAACCAACCCGUAUCAAAAUAUUUGAGGGAGGUUUUAAGUCCACUGAAGACUAUGUGUAUGUGCGAGGUCGUGGCCGGGGAAAGUAUAUCUGUGAGGAGUGUGGGAUUCGUUGUAAGAAACCUAGCAUGCUGAAGAAACACAUUCGCACUCAUACAGACAUCAGACCGUAUGAGUGCAAAUCCUGUCAUUUCGCCUUUAAAACUAAAGGAAACCUCACCAAACACAUGAAGUCCAAAGCCCAUAUGAAGAAAUGUCUGGAGCUUGGGGUAUCCUUCACAUCAAUAGACAGUAUAGAUGACACUGACAAUUCAGAGGACAUCUUGAGGGCAACAGGUAAAUCAAGGUCAAUGGGUUCUACAAUCAAGCAUCAGUUUUCCGAUGUGGAUGACUCUGAUGGUGCUGAUGAUGACGGAGAUGAGGUGGACGAAGACGAGGAUGAUGAUGAUGACGAAGACGGUUCCACUCCGAGAACUCGUUCAAGAAGCACCAGUCCCUUGCCAUGCGCCAUCAACUCCCCGCAUUACCCCAGCUACCUCUCCCAGCUUCCCAGCAUCCAGGUCCACCCAUCGGCCUGCAGCAGGGAGAGAGACGGCCACAUCCGACAGGCAGAAGCAGGGGAGGCAGGCAGCGAGCUGCAGUCUCGCUUGAGCGAGCAGAGGCCUGGGGACGACGACAGUGUAGCCAUGUCCUCCCGACACGGCUCCAUGUCCUUCCACUCCAACGCCUCGUAUCUGCUGUCAUUACCCCGAGACGUGUCUCUGACCCCCCAGCGGAGCCUGGCUUUAACACCUCACCGAAGCCCCUCUCCCAGAGGAAGGGGGGACUGCUCACCACAUGGAGGCCUGUCGCCGAGGGCCGAUUCAACCUCAUUAAGGGCUGUCUCCCCCAAAAGAGACGUGUGUUUCGGAAGGGAUUCGUCGCCGCUCCAGCACCUGUCCCCCGGGUCCCUGUGUAGGGCCCUGUCUCCUGGGCACGAGGGGGCGAUGAGACGUGAGUUGUCCCCCAGGGGACGUCAGCGGGGCAUGCUCAGGGCCGUGUCCCCGCGCCGGGGAUCCCAGCAUAGCAGGGCGCCGUGGGAACAGGGAAGAGGUGCGAGACUGGACACAAGCCCUCACGGACGGUCCGCUACACUGCUUUCACAUUCUGGCAUUGAGGCACAUAAACACAGCACUCUACAGCCCCUCCACCUCCCCAGUGGAGACACACCCAUCAGAGGCCAGCUCUCCAGCGGUCACACUGACCUCUUCAGCCACCUGCCCCUGCACUCCCAGCAGCAGGCUCGGCCUCUGCCCCUGAUGCCAGUGGGGGGCAUCCAGAUGCUGCCUGCCCGGGCCCCGGCUGCCGUGACGUCUCACCCCUCGGGCUCGCCCCAACAAAGCCCGGUGGUGGAGGAGAGCAGUGGCAGCCCACCUAGCGCUCCCAUGAAUGAUCGAGAAAUGGAGCCUCCGGGGCAGCAGGGGGCGCCAGCCCUCAGCCCUCAGGACUCUGACAGGAGAGACAGGGAGGCUGCCACGAGUAGCAGCGGCGUGGCCCAAUCAGAGGAGAGCGUCCAGAACUGCACUGAAGCCAUCGCCUCUCUCAGGAUCACUGCGGAGGAGAAGUCUGCUAAGAGCUGAGCUGCACUGCUGUCACACAGAACAAUCAGAAGAAGGUAGAUACAGGGAAAGAGGGAAAAGGGAUUGGGAGGGGGGGGGGGGGGGGGGGUAUGAAGUUGAGAGAGGUAGAUAAAUGGAAGUCAGAUGGGAAAAAAGGAGAGGGAGAAUGGGAUAAAUUCUUUGAUGGAAUUUUAGGUGCAAUAUGUGGCAAAAAGAAAAAAAAAACUUAUGCAAACUACCUUGCUUGUCCUUGCACAUAAUUCAUACAACACAUGCAGUCAUACUCACUUACAGUACAUACACGCAUAAACACACAUGCCUACAUUUGAUAAAUCUGUUUGUAAGUCAUUUCAUUAUUGAAAGGCUAUGGCAAUAUUGGGAUUUAAUCAAUUCAAAGUCCCUACUAAGAGAGGAGGUUUGUAGGUUACUUAAAUAAUGUUAGAUUGGAUUCAGUUUUGGUCAAUUUACAAGAAUGACUGAUGUUUGUGCCUUUGCUAUACUGUUUGCCCUAUACUGUUAUAGGGGAAGCGUACCUAUUGAGCACACCCAUUUUCCUCCUUACAUAGCUUAGUCAAAAUGGUUCAUCUGAAUAAUGUACCAUGUAAUAACAGUUUUCACUAUUAAAAAUGAAAUGUCUUAGAAAUCAAUGAAAAGGCGGGACUGGGAUGCCUGUCUUUGGUAUCUUCCGAGUCCAACACUGUCUAUUACCGUAUAUAUCAACUACAUUACUGUUGCCAUUAUACUGGAGGGUAGACAGAUUUCUAUAAGAUAAACACACAAAUAGUCAUGAAACAAAUCUCAAUAAAACAAUAUUUCAAUAUUUAUAAUACAAAAUUUCACAGCAUUUAUUUUCAUUUUAAUUAAAAACUAAUGUGUCAUUUGUUCUGUGGGCUUAAUCAGUAUGCUUCCCCUACAUCAGAGUAUUAAAAGAAAUGGUUGUAUACUGUAUUGUGUUGAUGCACUUGAUUAGAAUAGCUUGAGUCUGAGAGACAUGAGGUCUUAAUGCAACUCUGUUUGCACUGGUAGCUUUUUUAAAGAUUUAAGUGAUACAGCUACUAUUGCGGAUUGCUACGUGAUGCAGUUCUUGUUUCAUACUUUACGCUGUACUUUUUCUCAGUGUUGUGCAAGACCCUUUAUUCAAAACUUUCUGUAGGAGAGGAAACUAACAGUAUUUGAGUUUAUUGCUUGGUCUAAAAAAGCAGAUAUUGUAACAUUAUGACAAUGCUUUAUGAUUGAGUUUUUUAUGUCAAUCAACCAGUAUAAUGCUGCUGUUGGGAUUUAUAUUUUGUGUAGCCAGCUUUCAGCCUGGGACUGGGAUGGUGAAGUAACCAGCUGAUAUCACACAACUGACUGAGUGAGAGGCCUGGACCGUUGAUUUAUUUCUUGACUUUUUCAAAUUGAAAGAUGGUGGUCAACGUCUCUGCACUCAGCUGACCUCAGUCCCUACUGCAACUGGACACACAAGUAGCCAACAUCUACCUGAGCAUUACAUCUUUAUGGGAAUAGUGUUGUCAUACCUGUUUCAAAUACAUAUAAAUAGAACAGUAUCUCACAAAAUGUACAUGCAUAAGGUUUUACAGUUGACUAUUAAAUAUACUACAUGUAUAUGGUAUAUGGUCAUAAUAUAGCUCUAAAUUAUUCUCAAUGAAUACUUCAUAAACAACUCAGAUAUGUGUUUUGUAUACGUGUGAUGCUGGGGAAUUUCAUUUAUCAAGGGAUUAACUAAGCACUUUCUCUAUUUUUAUCACUCUCCUUAAUCACUAAACUGGAUUCUUAGAGUUUAGAGUCAUAUUUCUUAAAUCACUGAAAAUCAUGGAAUUUUAUGAUAUUUAACAUUCCAGUUAGUGUUCAUGUGACAUCCCUUUUGUAUACAUAUGAUGUGGUCUUGAGAUGAUGCAAUCUUCAUGCUUAUAUCAGCUGAUAACUGUACUGUAUUUAUUUGUUUGUUGUCAAGUUUGACACAAGGUACAAGGUGAAAUGACAUAUUUAAUUCCAGGGGGAAAUGUUUUUUAUUGUGGUCUCUUAUAUCCAACUUAAUUAUACAUGUACUGUAAUAAACUGUACUCAUUAAUUGUAUAUGUAUGUAUACAUAUAUAUUUUGGAUGUAUGCAACUUGAUUGUUCAUAAUAUUUGCAUCAUUGUAUUUAAUUAACCGUGUCCUUUUAUUCAACACAUUAAAAAACACAUGCAUUUAUUCAA